GGUCACGUGAUCUCAACGAUAUUUUUCCCUAAUGAAGGAGGAAAAUUUGUUGAAAGCUUAUUAGUCUUAAUGAAUGAGUAGAGAGGGCGGCUGUAAGUUGAGGCCAGAAGCCGCUACUAGGUCUGACGUUUUGUAUUUGGGUCAGGGAAAUCUUAUUUUUAUCACUGAAAAGUCACGGAGUUUUGAGAAGUGAUGUCUGUGGCAACCAUGAUUUCAGUCUCUCCUCGUUACAUUUGUGUUGUUCAGGUUUUGGAGCACAUGUCAGGGACAAUUUUCAAGUCAAACGAAAUUGGAGAAGAGUUCUUCAGAAUUGGCCUGACGCAUCUGAUGUCAUUCAAAGAAAACAGAUUUGUAGUGGAAUUCUCGAGUCUCAGGGCGUUCGUGAAGUUUGUGCUACACAUACAGCUUGAGCUUCAAUCAUACCCAGACAGUGUGACAUUUACGGUCUCGCCCAUGAUAGGACGUCUCAGCCAAACAGAAAUCGAAGAAGCCUUGAACGCUGUCGCGGCUGGCCCACGGUAUUUGAGCAGAUUGGUGGAGGCCGCUGACCAGCUAUUAAGCAAGACCAAAUCCAUUUAAACAUGUCGUCAUGGAACUGUCGUUUCUUGUUUAGAACGAAUGUUGUAAAUACAUUUAUCUGUUAACUUUUUUUACACUCAUCCACUACUAAUUUAUUACUUAUGCUAUAUUUCCCAAGAAGUUAUAAUUAUACUUCUCUAGGUUUAUUUUGGGUCGGUCUUUGAUGAAGUAAGUUGAAUAUGAACAUUGUUUUAAGCACGUACCCAGUGUUGUGGUUACUUUAACACUGCAACAUGCUUAUAUCUCACUGAACUAAUGUGGAGAGAUGUACGGAAGAUUUUCAUUUCUGCAUUUGAAACAAUAUUUGGGUGAACUCGUACAAGCACUGUAAGAGAAGAUUACAAGCUUAAAUAACUUGACAGUGUUUAAGGCCAAUU
Orbicella faveolata is the source of this 956-nucleotide messenger RNA. RefSeq lists its product as uncharacterized. NCBI's taxonomy places the organism in Eukaryota, Metazoa, Cnidaria, Anthozoa, Scleractinia, Merulinidae. Gene Ontology annotation, cellular component: nucleus. Gene Ontology annotation, biological process: attachment of spindle microtubules to kinetochore; protein localization to kinetochore. The record is from RefSeq and is a predicted model, not a curated record.